Sphaerodactylus townsendi is the source of this 2443-nucleotide messenger RNA. RefSeq names its product UDP-N-acetylglucosamine pyrophosphorylase 1 (gene UAP1). NCBI's taxonomy places the organism in Eukaryota, Metazoa, Chordata, Lepidosauria, Squamata, Sphaerodactylidae. Bases 10 to 1686 code for a protein of 558 amino acids. The record is from RefSeq and is a predicted model, not a curated record. Gene Ontology annotation, biological process: UDP-N-acetylglucosamine biosynthetic process. The transcript is spliced from 11 exons. Gene Ontology annotation, molecular function: UDP-N-acetylglucosamine diphosphorylase activity.
GGGUUGUAGAUGGGGUUAGGGUGGGAAGAAGCAGAAGGGACAGAGGCACUUUGCAGGUGUGGGGAGCAGCGUCGCCUGUGCUGGACCCUGCGGGAAGGCGCGGUCAUGGAUGGGGACAAUGAUCUCUGUGUUCUCCGACGCCGUUUAGCGGAGUCCGGACAGAGUCACCUGCUUCAUUUUUGGGAGGAGCUAGAUGCAGAAGAACAGCAAGAGUUAUGCAUUGAGUUGCAGAAUAUGAACUUGGAAGAGCUGGGCCAGGCCUUCCAGCGAGCCAUGAGGAACGCUGCCCACCUACCAGGGAAAGAGAAUGUUGAUGCCAGGAUGGAGCCUGUGCCAUGGGAUGUGUUGGGGAGUACAACCCGAGACCGAGUUCAGCUGCCGCUCUGGGAGGAAGAAGGCCUCUGCCAGAUAUCUCAGAGCAAGGUAGCCGUUCUCCUCCUAGCUGGUGGGCAGGGGACGAGAUUGGGUGUCUCCUACCCCAAGGGAAUGUACGAUGUGGGUUUGCCAUCCCACAAAACCCUCUUCCAGAUCCAAGCGGAACGUAUCCUGAAGCUGCAGUGGCUGGCCGAAGAACGACAUGGCCUGAAAUGCAUUAUUCCCUGGUACAUCAUGACAAGCGGCAGGACCAUGGAGUCAACCAAAGAAUUCUUUUUAAAGCACAAAUACUUUGGCUUGAAGAAGGAAAAUGUGGUCUUCUUCCAGCAGGGUAUGCUGCCUGCAAUGGACUUUGAUGGGAAAAUUUUGCUGGAAGACAAGGGGAAAGUUUCUAUGGCACCAGAUGGCAACGGUGGCCUGUACCGAGCUUUAGGCACCCAGCGUAUCAUGGAGGACAUGGAGCGGCGGGGCAUUGGCUGCAUCCACGUCUACUGUGUCGACAACAUUUUGGUGAAAGUGGCCGACCCCCGGUUCAUUGGGUUCUGCGUACAGAAGGGAGCUGAUUGUGGAGCAAAGGUAGUAGAGAAAACCAACCCCACCGAGCCAGUCGGCGUGGUGUGCCGAGUGGGCGGUGUGUACCAAGUGGUGGAGUACAGCGAGAUCUCUUUGGCCACAGCACAGAAGAGGAGUCAUGAUGGCCGGCUUCUAUUUAAUGCUGGAAACAUUGCCAACCACUUCUUCACGAUGGAGUUCCUGAAAGAUGUUGUCAACAUUUAUGAACCGCAGUUGCAACACCAUGUCGCCCAAAAGAAAAUCCCAUACAUGGAUGAGGCCACGGGGAAGCCUUUGAAUCCAGACAAACCAAAUGGGAUUAAGAUGGAGAAGUUUGUAUUUGACAUCUUCCAGUUUGCCAAGAAGUUUGUGGUGUAUGAGGUGCUGCGAGAAGACGAGUUCUCCCCAUUGAAGAACGCAGACAGCCAAAAUGGCAAGGACAACCCCACCACUGCACGCCAUGCUCUGAUGUCGCUGCAUCAUCGCUGGGUCCUCAAUGCUGGUGGCCACUUUGUGGAUGAAAAUGGAACCCGCCUCCCUGCCAUUCCCUGCUGCACAAAUGGAAGGUCAGAUGUGAUCCAAGCUGAUGUCAAUCACAAUCUGAAGGAUGCCACUGACUUGCCAAUUCAGUGUGAGAUUUCUCCUCUCGUCUCCUAUGGGGGUGAAGGCUUGGAAGAAUCUGUGAAGGACAAAGAGUUCCACGCUCCCUUGGUUAUCGACCGGAAUGGGGUCCACGAAUUGGUGAAGAACGGACUGUGAUAUUCCCUUGAAGAUCCAGAACGUUAUGAUCUGGCUUGUUGAUUUGUAAAUAUUCAAACAGAAUGUCCCCUCUCACCCUGUGAGAUUUUUUUUUCUUGUUUUCAAGCUGAAUUCUCUCAAACGGCAGGACUUGGUUUCAAUAAGAGGGAAGGGGGAAAAUCCCUCUAUUCUUGCAUGUCUAUUUAUGUAAAUAUAUAUAAAUAUAUAUAUUAAUUUAAAACAAGUUCAAAUAGCUUAUACAUUGCCUUCCAUGCUGCAGUGCUUUAAGUCAUAAUAGUAUUUUGUAUUUAAAUCUUUUGGCUGUUGUGGGUUUUCCUGGCUGUGUGGCCGUAAUUUGGUAGCUUUUGCUGCUAACAUUCUGCCUGUAUCUGUGGCUGGCAUAGAUGCCUCCAAAGAUUCCGGCCAUGAAAGCCUUCAACAAUACACAGACAUUUCUAUUGUUUACCUGCAGAAUGUUUUCUGCAGUACAGGAGUUGGUCUGAAAUGUUAAGAGAAAAAAAUACUGGGCUGGAUAAUUGACAUCUGUUUGGUGAGAGGUACCUCUACCUCUACUGCAGGGAAUGUCCCCCUGAUGUUAGCACCAUCGCUAGAAAUCUGUGAGAUUCUCCCAUCUGUGUAUAACUUCAAAUGGGUCUGGAAUUUUAUGUUUGCUGCUCACGUUCUUUCAACUCCAGCUGUAUCUUGUAGAGGUUGCACAGCUGAAAGGAUGGAGAAGGCAAUAAAGGAAAACAAUUUUUCUUCUUCUGGACGGACAACA